CAACCAGAACUCCUAAGUAUUUAUCAGAAACAAACUUUAAUAAAAGACAGUGAGGUAUAUAGAAAGGCCUCUUGUAAACGAAAUAAUCCCAAAGCCAUUCAGACACACCCAGAUCGAUUCUUUUCAUCACUAUGCGAUUCCUAUGUUUGCACGGCAUUGGUACUGGGAAGGCCAUUCUCGAAGCCCAAUUGUUCAUGAUCAGACGUCAACUUCCUGGUCAUGAAUUCGUCUUCUUUCAGGGAGACGUAGAGACUCCGCCCGCGCCAGGAGUCGAAAUGUUCUUUCCGGGGCCAUAUUAUUCCUACUUUACUGUUCCCUCACCAGAUGCCGUACUAGCAGCGAUUGACCGCUUGGAAGACUUUAUCGACUUGCAAGGUCCCUUUGAUGGAAUUCUUGGAUUCUCGCAAGGAGCAGCACUUGCAGCCUCAUACCUUCUACACGACUCUACACGCCAGCAUCCUAGAGAUGACUUUCGAUGUGCCGUGUUUUUCUGCGCAAUUCAAUGCUGGGAUCUAGACAGCCCAGGAUUUACACUAUCAUAUGACGGAAAGUGUCGAUCACUUGGAGGACCAUCAAGCCCCCCAAAAGUGGUGUGCUCCACAGACGAUAUUACGAGCGUAUUUGGAGCUGCCUAUCAUCCACUACUGAAGGGCAAUUGGGAUUCAGAAACGGAGCUACUGUGGCCCUUUGGAAGGUCUCCUUUGCGUUGGAGUCCCUUGGGUCGUAUCGAUAUUCCGUCCUUGCACGUCAUUGGCUCCAAAGAUAUAUACAGGGGUGAAUCCACUGUUCUGACAACGUUCUGCACAGCGGCCAAUGCUCAUGUUGUGGAGACAAGUGGCGGACAUGAGAUUUCCCGUGACCCCGCUAUGGUGCGCAAUGUGUCAAAUUUUCUGCAGACUGCCCCCAGCCUGGUGUAAGAGAUUUUGAGAGAUUUGCCUUGGGGUCUUGGUUUUCGAUGCAGUAGCCACGCAAUCCGGUAUCCCCGAGAUGUGAUGCAUCUGUGUUCCUGUUUCUUCAGACUGGCAUACGGGUACUCGCGUAGUAAUAGUGUAUGCAACUCCGGACGAGAUGCAUAGACCACAAGAUAGUGAACUGCACGAGAAUUAAUUUGGUCUUUAUAGUGGAGGAAUUGCAUACUUUCAGCCAGCACGAAUAUCUGGUACGAGUCAGAUCAUACCUCUGUUGGUUAAGAUCUUAAUGAGUGGAAGUGUAAACAAUAGUAAUUAUCAUCAACA
Molecule: messenger RNA, 1235 nt
Organism: Botrytis cinerea B05.10
Lineage: Eukaryota; Fungi; Ascomycota; Leotiomycetes; Helotiales; Sclerotiniaceae
Exons: 2
Coding region: 132-917 (261 amino acids)
Cellular component (GO): cytoplasm; nucleus
Source: RefSeq, a predicted model, not a curated record